CUUGGUAUCGUUUCUUCAUGGAAUUUGUUUGUGAGAGACGAGAGACCGAAGGCUCGAGUUGUAGUGAGUGUGAUGAUGCGAAUUCAGAUGCAGAAGUUCAUGGUCAUGAUCAUCAGCUGACUAGCUAUCAUCAGACGAGUCAGUCUACUGUAGAUACAGCUCAUCCUGUGACAUGUAGGCUAAAACACUGGCAGACGGAAAUCAACCAGAACGUGAAGGGUUCCUACUAUCUAGUAGGCAAGGCAUUAUAUCAAAUUUUGUACGUGGAAAAACUGCUCAACUCGACGUCGUUUGUUCCGUGGGUGAAGGAGACGUUUGGAUUGACUCGUUCGACGGCGUACGAAUACGUGCGUGCAUAUAGAGUUGUAGAGCUGCUGCAGAAGGUGGAUCCGUCACUUCCGGUUCCUUCUACACUCUCCCAUUUCCGGGUGUUUAAUAAGUGCAAGCUCGAUUCCGUCGAAGUUCCCCGCGUUUGGAGACGCGUUCUAAAAUCUGUUCCAUCUAACUGUCAACGACUGACUGCAAAGAUGGUAAUUGCUAGUCGAAAAGGAAUGGCUCCGGUAGAGGAAAGACGUAAAGCCAGUUGUAUUCAUAGUGUAGACAGUACAGGACAUUGUUUUACUGCUACUGGCUUUUCAACAAGUGAUGAUGAUGAUGAUAGUAAUGGUGCUCCGGCAGCUAAACGUAAGAAAAGCGUAAGCAGUGAUGGCUUGUGUUCUCCUUCUGAUGAGAUCAAUCCCAACAACAUCCCAAAGUAUCUAACAAUGGAAAUGUUGACGGGAAUGGUAAAAGAAUGCCAGAAUCCGUUGGUCUGCUCUACAACGUCUGUCAGUCCUAGAGAAGAUAAAUGGCAGGAAGUCGUGUUUGCCAAUCUAGUGGCUCUCUUUCCUGACGACGUUGGUUUCAAAGAUCAAGGGGCUUUCAUGGAAAAUAUUUUGUACAGAUUUGAACAAGGCAUGAUGAAGAGAGGUAUUUUUGUUGUCCAGAUGGCAUUUCAUUCUCCCAGCUUUGUCAGUCUUCUUGGUUAUCCACAUUGUUAUUUGAAACCACUUGCUGUGGUCGAUACUGGCAAUGGCUCGGAUGGUAGUUCUCUACCAAUGUCCUUGUGUCCUGGUGCCUGCAAUCUGAAAGGCUUUGUUCUCAAGCAAUGUGUAGCCAUUUACAUUGGAAAAUAUGCAGAAAAAUUUGUACAGGUUUUCUCUCGUUGUGGAGUUAUUCCAGGUGUAAACAGUUGGUCACUCUGAUGUUGAGUAGCCCUCCUUUCUUGCUAUUGAUAGUGUACAUGGAGACUGACAAGCUACAAACUUUUCUUGCAAACUAAUGAACUUCUUUAUUUCAGUGAUAAGCUAUGUAGUCACACUGUACAGUUUGAUGUACUACAGAUUUCUCUGUACCAGUGUUUGCUCUGCUAUUUGCUAGUGGAACAGGAACACGUUGUGCAUGAGUACGUGAAUAUCCUGAUCGGGUCGCGCAAGAAGAAGACUGGGUAGAAGUUCUAGUGGGAUAGUGUAACAGAAGCUCUGGCAAGGACAAUGUCAUACUUGCUCACAUGCAAGGGGAUUGAGAUUACUAACAAGUAUACAAUGUGGUGCGCAGACACAGAUGCACUAUCGUUGCAGUUGCCUUUUCAUGGUGAACUAGCAAGUUACCACAAGAAAAUGUUAGGUUGGCCAGAGUAUUCUACUAGCCAUAGGUUGCUCUCAAGGUCAGGCAUACAGUUGUUUACUAUACACUCCAUGCAGCGUUAAUUCGCUUUGAGGGAGAUAUCACCUUGGAGCCGUUUGUCCAGGACAAGUACAAACUUACACACGCACAAACUCGCACACAUUCACAGGACGCCGAUACGUACUCUACCUUUAUCUACGUAAGUAAGGAGUAUACGUGCGGCAAACCAAUUUUUUCACGGUUGCUCGAGUGUGGCGCAUGCUUUCCUGCAUCUAAAUGGAGCAUUGUGAAGUGCAAGUCGGUGUUCUGGGAAAGAAGCCUGAUGAUGCUUUCGUGGUUUAGAUUCAUCAACAACAUGCAUCUACGCCUUGCAUUUAGGACUAGUCCGAGUAGUCGGUCAGUUGAAAUAUUUUGUAGUGAUGCAACUGUCUAGUGUCUGUUGUCCUUGUUCGCACUGUGGGAGACCGCGUGAGCAGCAAAUGUUCGGUUUCUGGUCAGGAGAGCAUCCGAUACGCUGGGCGGUCUUCGUUGCGCGCGCGCCGCUCUUGACUCAAUAGUUUCGUCUAGACGUGGAAGAGACCUAACAAUUGCCUGCACGGAAGCCGGCCCUCGUUAUUAUUGUAUAACUCACCAAAUUCCAGAGAAAACUUUUAGUGUACCGCUGAACUACCUGCCUCUAAUAAUCCAGUCUUUUCUGAGUACUAAGUCGUGUAGGUGAGAACGAUGGAUAUCAUGCUGUUGUAUGACGUCAGCUAGUAGAGUAAAUUUACUUGGAAUUUCGAGCACCUUUAAAUACGGUUACUUGCGCUUGAUAAUGUUCAGAAGACGACUUGCAGUGGAGUGAGACGAGUGAGGAAAGAGCAUGGCUACGUCUGGUAAUCGCGUGAGCAAAGUGCUCAGAGUGAUGCUGUUGCUGACUGUCACUAUAAUUUACAACAAGACAGUCGAAUCACAGUCUAGUUCGAUAGAGACAGAUCUGGACCGACAGUUGUUAACUAAGCGGUCUGGUAUUCCUGGAGUUCCCGGAUCACCCGGUCGUAAUGGGUCUCCCGGAAGAGAUGGCAGAGAUGGUGCGAAAGGCGACAGAGGCAGCGCAGGCGUAAAGGGGGAAAAGGAGAGCGAGGAGAAAUAGGGCACAAGGGCAGCCUAGGACCAACA
Corticium candelabrum is the source of this 2823-nucleotide messenger RNA. RefSeq lists its product as uncharacterized. The coding region runs from base 18 to 1244 and encodes 408 amino acids. The record is from RefSeq and is a predicted model, not a curated record. NCBI's taxonomy places the organism in Eukaryota, Metazoa, Porifera, Homoscleromorpha, Homosclerophorida, Plakinidae. The transcript has 2 exons.